CCUCAGAGACCACUUCAGACCAGACCAGCAGCUCCUCAGAGACCACUUCAGACCAGACCAGCAGACCCUCAGAGACCGCCUCAGAGCCGACCCCUGACCCUUCAGAGGAUCAGGAACCUGCAGUCUGUAGACCCUCUCAGCAGCAGACGACCGCACCUCAGGCCGCCGUUUCUCCGCUCAACUUGUCCUCUCUGUCCUCGGUCUCCGAGCUGGAGGCUCUGGGUCUGGACAUCCUGAAGGGGGAGCUGAUGAGUCGGGGUCUGAAGUGUGGGGGCACGCUGACGGAGCGUGCCGCCCGACUCUUCUCCGUCCGAGGACUGACCCCGGAUCAGAUCGACCCCGCGCUGCUCGCAAAACCGAGCAAAGCUAAGAGGAAGUGAGAGAUUUAAGAACAAACGUGAAGCUGACGUCAUCGUGGACGAUUAUUUCAGAAUAAAGAUCGUCCAAUGAGCAGAGAGAUUAGACGAGAGCUCGUGAUUGGCUCUUGAGUUCAGCUGUUUUCCAGUCAAAAUGUUAGAUCUGUCUGCAGACGUCCAAUCAGCAAGCAGGAUUUUCUUCUUGUAUUUGUUUUGAUUUUAUUCAGUUUCAACAAACGUUUAAAAAAACAUCAUGAACGUUUUCCUGUAAUUUGAUCUUUUUCAAUAAAAUGUCUGAAACUAAAA
Labrus bergylta (ballan wrasse) is the source of this 662-nucleotide messenger RNA. Lineage: Eukaryota; Metazoa; Chordata; Actinopteri; Labriformes; Labridae. The record is from RefSeq and is a predicted model, not a curated record.